Molecule: messenger RNA, 2025 nt
Organism: Punica granatum (pomegranate)
Lineage: Eukaryota; Viridiplantae; Streptophyta; Magnoliopsida; Myrtales; Lythraceae
Source: RefSeq, a predicted model, not a curated record
AAACCCACUCGAACGACGUUAAAGGGGAGAUUUGCCUGCCUUUGACCGACCUUCGGCCGUCCCUUCCAUGUUUAUCUUCUCGUCCUUUGUCUCUCUGCAACAACAUUGCCUGUUUUCGCCCUUGCUGUCUCCUCUGCUUCUCAUUUCGUGAAAGGUCUCCGCUUUGAUCCUCUGCUUCCUCCGACGCAGGCUCGACGAAUCCGAAUCUGUGCCGGCUCAGCUCACCGGAGCUAUGAGUCUGCUCAGGCGAGUCGACAUGAUGGAACUGGACCCCUUCUGCCCGGCAUUUCCUUUUCUCGCCGAGACGUCCAUUUUCGUCCCAACAACCACCAUUGCGUCCCCCUCGUUUCUCAAAGACCCUCUUGAUGUCUGCUUCGCUCUUGAUCACCUGAGCCCUCAGCCUGAAGCAUUCGAGUUCUUCGACGCCCUCACGGACUUGAUCCAAGCUGAGAAACCAGCUCCCGUUUGGUCGUACGGGAGGAUCCGCCGGCGAGUUGGAGCUGACUCCUACUUGCAGACCUUGUGCGACCGAGUCGAGGUCCUCGGGUCGAGGUUUGACCGCCUGCACAAUGCCGGGAUGACCGGAGGCCGGAAGUACACUUGGACGGCGGAGGUGGAGGGGAGGCACGCCGACAGGAAGUAUAAGUGGGUGGCGGAGAUCAAUCAAGGGAAGGAGGAGAAGAAGAAGCACUAUCAUCACCAUCAUCACAACCUUAAAGGUGGGAAGAGCUAUAAGUGGACUGCUGAGAUCAAGGAGAAGGGAGAAGACGGACCGAUCAAGCGGACCUACACAUGGAAAUCAUCGACUGGCGAUGGAGCCUAUCAUUGCAAACCAUUGAAGGGGAAGAAGAAAGAAGAGAAGAAGUUGAAGAAGGGGGAGUGUGCCACUCGUUUGGUGGAAAUUGAAGAGCUUAACCAUCAUGGAGCUGUGGUCCUGAGACAGGCCUUUGCCAAGAGAACUGGAGUUGCCCAAAGGGCUAGGGGAAAGAAGAAGGAGCUGUCCCCUCAAGAUGCUGCAUCUAUGAUCCAGAUGAGCUUUAAAGCCUAUCUGCUUCGUAGAUCACAGGCACUCCGUGCCCUCAGAGAGUUAGCAGUAGCCAAAACCAAGUUAAAGGAAGUCAGGGCAUUGUUCAAUAAUUUCACUUACCGCAGCCGGAUAGCUCACGAUGCAGAGGAGCGUCAAAGGUUUGCUGAGAGGAUCAUUGUUGUUCUGCUCACUGUCGAUGCCAUUGAGGGUGUUGAUCUAAUGGUGCGAGCUGCAAAGAAGUCAAUGACAGAUGAGUUGGAAGCGAUGCUUGAUGUGGUGGACCCGCAGCCUCUAGAUAAAUAUCUUGCCAUCCGGAGGAGGAGGAUGUUUGACGUCCCUGAUGGCCAUGUCAAAAAGGAGGUUGCCGAUGGGGUUGCCCAGAUUGUGAGGAUGCUUGACCAGGAUGAAAAGAGCACCACCAGCACUUCUGAGGUCUAAGAACGUGAGCCAAGGUUUACGUUUCCGUUUCCGUAUUUCACUGCCAGAGAUAACGCUGCUCUUCAUUCUAUGGACAAUGUUUGUCGUAUGCCAGUCCCAUCUUGAAUCGUGAGAUGUUCUUCCAAACGAUGCUUGAUCAGGAAGAGAAAAGCAAUGCACCACGACGUCCCUCUGAGGUUUAAUAAUGUAAGGGAGCUCCGUCCUGCAUUUUCCAUAUUCCACUGGCAGGGAGCAUGCUGCCCUUCUACGGACACUAUUUGUCUUGAUCGUGAAGUGCUCUUCUGAGAGAACCCCAGACGGGUGGUACAAGAUCAUUCUCAGGUCCUUACAAAACAUGAUUUUGUGCUCAUGGAGUGAUUUUUCUUUCUUUCGUCUCCAAGACGUUUAUGUAAAUGGUGGCAAACCGGGUUUGGCAGUGAUUUUGCAGUGGCAAGUCUCGUUGAUGUCCUGACUAUAGGUGAGGGCUAAAUUAUAGGUAUCGAAUAAGGUGAAGCCUUUUUGCUAUGCGAACUUGUUGCCAUCAUCAUAUUCUCUGGUUAAUAGUUAUCUUUCCUCUUUUC